This is a messenger RNA of Scutellospora calospora, 142 nucleotides long. The record is from the annotation of a GenBank genome assembly. Lineage: Eukaryota; Fungi; Glomeromycota; Glomeromycetes; Diversisporales; Gigasporaceae.
AUUUAAUUCAGCAAACUCUACCUAUUUUUGUCCAUGGUAUACAAUAUCUAAAAAAGAACAAGGCAAUUUAGAUCAAGAAUGGACAAUUGAAAAAAGAAUAGAAGCAUUAAAAAUAAAACCAAAUACAUAUCCUGAACACUAG